Molecule: messenger RNA, 2621 nt
Organism: Styela clava
Lineage: Eukaryota; Metazoa; Chordata; Ascidiacea; Stolidobranchia; Styelidae
Product: polyribonucleotide 5'-hydroxyl-kinase Clp1-like
Biological process (GO): tRNA splicing, via endonucleolytic cleavage and ligation; mRNA 3'-end processing
Cellular component (GO): mRNA cleavage factor complex; nucleus
Molecular function (GO): polynucleotide 5'-hydroxyl-kinase activity
Source: RefSeq, a predicted model, not a curated record
AGUUGUUACUUAUUCAAUUUUGUGUAUACAGGUAUAGCAGUAUAUUGUGUUAUAAACCGGUAGUGUGCAUGAUACAGUGAUAAUACGCUAAUAUGGCAGUUGCAAUGACAGCCUCUGAUGAGAAGGGUAUUAACAAGGACAUGGUACAGGAUUUCAAAGUCUCAAAGGAAAAUGAAUUGCGAUUUGAAGUUGAAGCAAAAGAAAGAGUUAAGCUUGAGCUUAUGGAUGGAAUUGCUGAAAUCUUUGGUACUGAACUUGUAAGAACCAGGUCAUAUAUAUUUGAAUCAUCGUCCAAAAUUGCUGUUUUCACCUGGUUCGGAUGUUCUAUAAGAUUGACAGGCAAACUUGAAGCUGCAUAUGUUUCAAAAGAGACUCCGAUGACGAUUUAUCUUAACACCCAUGCAGCUGUUGAGUUAAUGAGACGGAAAUCUCAAGCUGAAGAAUUGAGAGGGCCGCGAGUGUUGGUUGUUGGCCCUCAAGAUGUGGGCAAGAGCACAUUCUGUAAACUGUUAUUAAAUUAUGCCACACGCAUGGGAAGAAAACCAACUUUAAUCGAUUUGGAUGUAGGUCAGGGUGGAAUAUCUAUCCCAGGCACCAUAGCUGCUCUUACGGUUGAAAGACCAUCUGACCCUGUUGAUGGUUUUGAUACCAAGGUACCACUUGUUUAUCAUUUCGGACACACAUCACCAAAUGGGAAUUUAAAACUCUAUGAAGUGUUGAUUUCAAGAAUUGCAGAUGUGUUUAAUGCAAAAAGCGAAUGUAAUUUAAAUGUAAGAGCAAGUGGAUGUGUAAUUAACUCGUGUGGAUGGAUCAAAGGACAAGGCUAUAACUGUAUAUUGCAUGCGGCUCAGUCUUUUGAGGCUGAUGUUGUAUUAGUUCUUGAUAAUGAAAGACUUCACAAUGAUCUUAAGCGAGACUUACCAGAAUUCGUUAAUAUAGUUCUUUUGCCAAAAUCUCCUGGUGUUGUAGAACGAUCUCGCGAAUUGCGUAGAGAUCACAGGGAAGAACGAAUCAAAGAAUAUUUUUAUGGACCCAAUAAAAUAUAUUUCCCUCAUGCGUUUGAUGUGAAAUUCUCUGAAAUCUCAAUUUUCAAAAUUGGUGCUCCUGCUUUGCCAGACUCUUGUUUGCCAUUGGGAAUGGAGGAAGACGAUACACAAACCAAACUUGUACCAGUGAGACCACAAAGAGAUUUAGUUCAUCACAUAUUGAGUCUAAGCAUGGCUGAAUCCUUGGAGGAAAAUCUUGUUGAAACAAAUGUUGCCGGUUUUGUUGUUGUAACUGGUGUUGAUCCAGAGACUGAGACACUGAGUGUGUUAGCUCCAGCUCCAUAUCCUUUACCGCGAAGACAUUUUCUUAUCAUGGAUAUUAGAUUUAUUGAUAUAAACAAGUAACAUUCUAAAUUUAACAAAUCUAAAACACCUUGGCUAGUUGUGUUCUGGCCUCAGGUGUUGGAAUUUUAGUUGGAUAACUACCAGAAUGUGAGUGAAGAUUACUCAUCUAUGUCUAUUCUCUGAACUCAAGUUCAUGCUACCGAAAACAAAUAACUAACUAAAUCCCAUACCCUACAUGGAAUGGUAACCGGACGAGAGGCCGUGGUUCGCUAUAUGGUUAAGCCAUCUUAUUGACUUUCCUCUCCUCCGGGAUAAAAUAGGUAAAUCCUAACCGAACCAUAAACAAGAGGCCUUUGUUUGCCACAUGAUUGAGCUUCCCCAUUGACGUGUGGAUUCCUGUGGAAUAUAUAUGAAAGUCCCAUCCAAUAUAGACUACUUCUACUGGUAGUUGACAUCAUAUGUAAUGACAUUAUAUACGACAACGCCUAAAUUGAAUAAAAGAAUACACUCGGUCAUUUGCAAUAUUAUGAACUUCCCUGCAUUCUGCAAAUAAACUUGGCGUCAUACUCAGUAAACUGGGGUUUUUAUAAACAUGUUGGAAUCAUUGGUGCUGUAGCAAACAAUACAGGUUUCACAAAUGUUUUUAUUGCCCAUUGAAUUGCAGUAAUAAAUAAUGACCUCUGGAUUUCAUCAUCAUGAUGAAACACAUUUAAAUAGACUUGAUGUAUCUGGGAAAAAUAUUCUAGAACCUUGUUUUUCUUUAGGUUGUAACUCUGUGAAGGUUACAUUUGUUUCAUUUUCUAUUCACAUGGUUUUGUUGAUAGCUGUUUCUUCACGUGGCCUUUGUGUGACUUUUUAAUGUCUUCCUUGAGAGCCGAAUUAUUGUGAUACUGAAUUUUUCAUCCAUUUUUCAAGAUAAGAUUCUAUUUCUAUGACAAUGAAAGCCUUUUCAGAAAGUUUUAAUUGAAUGUAUGUGGUAAUUGAUUUGACUGAGAGUUUCAGUUUAUUAGUGAAGCCUGUUUUCAUUAAUGUUGUUAAGUGACUGCUUUGAUCGAAUUUUGCAGUUGUAUCAAAAGGUUUCAAUACAGGUUAUUAUUGAUGUUGUUAUCAAUCGCUCAAUUCAUAAAAUAUUUUAAAAACUUUUGAAUAUUUUUUAUCAUAUGACUUGUCAAGUUUUUGAAUAUGGGUAUUGUAACAACAGUAGUAUAGGACCAUUACUUUGGUGUUUGUGAAUGUUCAAAACAAGUAUUUCUAUCUUCACAAUGCUUUGUUGUUUUAUUUGUUUACAGA